Molecule: messenger RNA, 828 nt
Organism: Rhizopus microsporus ATCC 52813
Lineage: Eukaryota; Fungi; Mucoromycota; Mucoromycetes; Mucorales; Rhizopodaceae
Product: fatty acid elongase
Exons: 2
Coding region: 1-828 (275 amino acids)
Biological process (GO): sphingolipid biosynthetic process; very long-chain fatty acid biosynthetic process; fatty acid elongation, polyunsaturated fatty acid
Cellular component (GO): endoplasmic reticulum membrane
Molecular function (GO): fatty acid elongase activity
Source: RefSeq, a predicted model, not a curated record
AUGGACGUCGACAGAUUAAAGCCUAUUCCCAAUAUCCCAUUUCCACAAUACUAUUCAUUCUUUAUGAAUUGGAAGACGCCUGUGGUGAUUGCUGCUACUUAUGCAAUCGUAAUUCAUUUGCUGAAUCCUAGCCCUGAAGCCGCCAAGGUAUCCCGAGUAGAAGCCAAGAACCGUGGGGUGAAGAACACUUCGAGCAGUAACAAGCUGUUUACAGCAUUCAUUUUUGCACAUAAUUUGAUGCUGUCGAUCUACUCUGGUGUAACAUUUGUCAAUAUGGUCCAAGCAAUGCACAAGUUAUUCAGUCGUUAUUCCGUGCAUGAUGCAUACUGUGAUGUAGAUGGUAUGCUCUGGAACGAUGCUCUCGGUUACUGGGGAUACUUGUUUUAUCUUUCCAAGUUUUAUGAAGUUGUCGAUACAGCCAUUAUUCUUCUCAAGGGUCGUCGUUCAUCACUUUUACAAACAUAUCAUCAUUCUGGUGCCAUGAUUACUAUGUGGUCUGGUAUUCGCUACAGAGCUCAACCUAUUUGGAUCUUUGUCGUCUUCAAUUCGUUCAUUCACUCCAUCAUGUACAUGUACUACGCAUUAACCUCAGUCGGUAUUCAUCCUCCUGGCAAGCGUUAUUUGACAACCAUGCAGAUCUCUCAAUUCUUGGUAGGCAUGUCUACUGCCAUCAGUUACUUGUUUGUGCCCAACUGUUUGUCUACUCCUGGUCAAAAGUUCGCCGUUGGUUUGAACGUGCUCUAUCUUUUACCUUUAACUUACCUCUUUGUUGAUUUCGCUCGUCGUACCUAUGGUAGACGACAAGCUGCUGCAAAGAAAGUGAACUAA